CACCAUGGAGCUCCUGCUGCUGCUGCUGCUGGCCGUGACCUGGGCCACCGGCAUCGAGGAGAAGGCACUGGACAUGGCCCCCAACGCCUUCGAUGACCAGUACUGGGGCUGCCGGGACAGAAUGUUUAAGAAGCUGCCGGAGCUCAACCGCUCCGAGUUUGUCCCCAACAGCAAGUUGGCUGAGAUCUGGGCCAAGGCCACUGCUGAGUGGCAGGAAAAGAAGUACUGGGGGUCUCUGAGUUGGAAGGAACAGGCCAUUGCCCUCCGGGCGUACACGGCUCACACCAGGCUGUACCGUCAGUUCAACGAGGCCGUGCGCACCCACGGGAGCUCCCACCAGAUGUAUCAGGACAAAUUUGACUUCAAGAUGAUGCAUUUCCUGCUGACCACGGCCCUGGAUGACCUGUGGGCUACCCAGACCCGCCCCCGCUGCCUCCACGUGUACCGGGGUGUCCGAGGGAUCCGCUUCACUGCCCGGCCUGGCCGGACCAUCCACUUUGGCCAGUUCACCUCCUCCUCCCUGAACAGACAGGAGGCCGAGGGGUUCGGCACCGACACCUUCUUCGAGGUGCUCACCUGCCACGGCGCCAACAUCUCGCCAUUCUCCGUCAUGCCCUGGGAGGAGGAAGUCCUCAUCCCACCCUUCGAGUCGUUUAAUGUCACCAGUGUCACCCGCCAAGGGGCCAAAACCAACAUCAAGCUCCGCUCCCUCGGCGUGAACAGCAAAUACAACUGUGCCUUGUUCUCAGGUGACAUCCCUGGGGUGGGGACACCCAUGGUCGGGUGUGGGGACAGGGCCAGGGUGGCACCAGGGCACCGACUCUGCUGGGACAGGGGUGAUGGUGGUGGGGCAGGGGAUGGGGGUGCCAUGGCUUGGCAUCACACAGCUCCAGCUGCUCUCCUGGGAUGGGAUGGGAUGGGAUGGGAUGGG
This is a messenger RNA of Neopelma chrysocephalum (saffron-crested tyrant-manakin), 931 nucleotides long. Its product is annotated as erythroblast NAD(P)(+)--arginine ADP-ribosyltransferase-like. Lineage: Eukaryota; Metazoa; Chordata; Aves; Passeriformes; Pipridae. Gene Ontology annotation, molecular function: NAD+-protein-arginine ADP-ribosyltransferase activity; NAD+ poly-ADP-ribosyltransferase activity. The record is from RefSeq and is a predicted model, not a curated record.